Molecule: messenger RNA, 165 nt
Organism: Sinocyclocheilus anshuiensis
Lineage: Eukaryota; Metazoa; Chordata; Actinopteri; Cypriniformes; Cyprinidae
Source: the annotation of a RefSeq genome assembly
AUGCCACAACUAAACCCCAACCCUUGAUUUGCAAUUCUAGUAUACUCCUGACUACUUUUAUUAGCUAUUAUCCCAACUAAAGUCUUAAACCACACCUCACCAAACAAACCAACCCCAGUAAGUGCUGAAAAACACAAAACUGGGCCCUGACACUGACCAUGAUAG